Molecule: messenger RNA, 435 nt
Organism: Trametes versicolor FP-101664 SS1
Lineage: Eukaryota; Fungi; Basidiomycota; Agaricomycetes; Polyporales; Polyporaceae
Exons: 5
Coding region: 1-435 (144 amino acids)
Biological process (GO): small GTPase-mediated signal transduction; cytoskeleton organization
Cellular component (GO): plasma membrane; division septum; cytoplasm
Molecular function (GO): GTPase activator activity
Source: RefSeq, a predicted model, not a curated record
AUGGCUGUGCUCUCGCUCCCGACCACAUUCUCGAACUCGUUCUGGACGCAGGAUUACCGGAAGGGCCUAGAGGUGCUGUAUGGACAGCUGGAACAGAGCAUUGGGGAGAACACUGAGAUUGCGGCGUUCAUUCGGACGCGUGCCGCGGCAGAGCUUGCCAUCGCUGCUCAACUGAAUGCGCCCCCGCCUGCUCGCUCUGUGUUUGACGUCGACGAUGGCGCGUCAUUACUCAUGGCGUUCAGAGGCCUGCGCGCGGAGGCUGCUACUGAGGGUGCUCUCCACGAGAGCGUCGCGAAGGAGCUUCAGACUGCAGUGGCUGAGCCCUUUGAGAAGUGGGCCGAGGGGUAUAAGGAGCGCCUUCAUGGAAGCAAGGCAAACCUGCUCGAUGGCUGGAUGUACUCUUAUGAGGUUGCACAGACCGAGAACGCGUCCUAA